Messenger RNA from Hyla sarda, 7788 nucleotides. It is a transcript of the gene ECM2, whose product is annotated as extracellular matrix protein 2. Gene Ontology annotation, cellular component: extracellular matrix. Gene Ontology annotation, molecular function: heparin binding; protein binding; collagen V binding. The record is from RefSeq and is a predicted model, not a curated record. Gene Ontology annotation, biological process: positive regulation of cell-substrate adhesion; extracellular matrix organization. The transcript has 11 exons. The coding region runs from base 578 to 2818 and encodes 746 amino acids. NCBI's taxonomy places the organism in Eukaryota, Metazoa, Chordata, Amphibia, Anura, Hylidae.
UCGCAAGCGCUGCAGUCUCCCCAGACCGGGACAACCGCCAUGUGUGUUUGAGCUCCUCAAGCUCUAACUGCCUCAUGAGGACGCCUGGAAAAUCAGUGUCAGCACUCUCUCAGCUGCCCCACUUCUGUCACCUCGAGCCAGACGCUGAUCCGUUCCAGUGAGCAGCAGAGAAAGCCAGCACUUCCACGCUGCACUUACAACCAGCGCAACCUAGCGAUAGCCAUUGCUAGCAUCGAUCCCCUAUAUUGCUGAUUCUCAACAAUGAUCCCCACUCACCUUCUGGAACCACAGGCUUUUAAUUAAAGGAAGGCAGAUUAUCGAGAUGGCAAUAACCUUUGUAUUGGUGGGACUCCAGAACAGCCGGCUGGGAAAAACUCUCAAUAAACAUAGAAGGCUGAGUAACGUGCAGUGAAGCUGUUCUGAGCGCAGCUGUCAGACCAGAAGCGGAGCAGACACAAGGUCUGCUAAAUCCCAAACAAGUCAGCAGAUACUUCGCAGAGGGAGUUGGCCUGCACGCAGUCUCAGAGCUUGUGGACAUAAUUUCUUUAUUGCUGUGUCCCUUAACUGCGAAAAAAAGAUGAGGGCUUACAUAUUGGUAUGUAUAAUUCUAAUGAUUUUCCUGUAUAUUGGAUGGGCCCAAGACGAUCCCUCCACUCCAAAACAUCAAAAGAGGAGAAUUCAGCAGAGACGUAGAAGAGUGCCUUUAAGGAACUUAAAUGGAAGACAAAAACUAAUUAAACCUUCGCCAAUCCCAGUUCCUUCAUCAGAUGCCCCCUUGUACAAUGGAGAUGAUAUUAUAGUGCACAUCCUACAAGCGGUUCUAGGGGUCAGUGAGCCAGCCCCAAGCUACAAUAUUUUACCAGCAAAGAAAGGUCACUGCAUGGUAAAUGGUAUAACAAUGUAUGAUAAGGCAGUGUGGUCUCCCAAACCUUGUGUGACCUGCAUGUGUUCUAAUGGGAAUAAGAUUUGUGAUGAAACGGUGUGCCCUCUUCUUACAUGUCCCAAGACGGAGAUCCCCAAUGGUGAAUGCUGUCCAGUGUGCAGUCAGACUGUACUAACCAGUAUUUCAGUGGACAAUGUACUUGAACUGUCUGGUGAUUCUCCAGAACCAACUGAACCAAAUAAUGGAGUUCUUAUGAAAUUACCCCAUACUCAAGAAGAAAUGGAUGAGCUACUUAGGAAGGAAGAAGAAAUGGAUGAGCUACUUAGGAAGGAAGAAGAAAAUCGUGUGGAAAAAAAGCCAAAGGCAGGCACACCAAACAAAAAAAAGAAAAAAGAGAAGAAAAGGCUCCAAAAACACAAUAGGAGAAAAACGGUGUCUGAUGAUGAGGCAGAACACAUUCAGGAAGAAAAAAGAAAGGCAUAUGAAGAAGAAGAAAUGAGGAUUGAGGCAGAAGAAAGACGUAAAUUAGAAGAAGAAGAAAGGAAGAAAAAAGAAGAGGAAAGAAGAAAAAAGGAAGAAGAAGAUAGGAGAGAAGAGGAAGUUAAUCGGUUAGCAAUGGAAAGAAAACAGAGAGAAAGAAAUGAACUGGACUUAGAAGAUGAUGAUGAUGAGGAUGAUGAAGAUGAUGAUGAGGACUAUAACUUAAGAGGUGACGUGUUCAGAGUACUAAGAAGACGUAUUCCAGGUUCCCGUAGGCCUACAGAAAUCCACCAUCCUCCACUGCCUCCUGGUUGCUUCAUAUCAGAGAUUACAGUUAGCUGUUCCAAUGCUAAAAUGACCCGUAUACCCCCUAUAUCUGACCCUGAUGUGAAGAGCUUGGACCUUCUAGGAAAUUUUAUUGCCUCUAUUCCAAAGGAGGCAUUUAAUGGAAUGCCUAAUCUAGAAAGGAUUGACCUCAGCAAGAACAAACUUAUGUCUACAGGUAUAGAUCCACUUGCUUUUAAGUCACUGAAGAAUCUGAGACGUCUGUAUUUAGAUGGAAAUCUCCUUGACCAAAUCCCACUAGAAUUACCAUCAACUUUGGAGGAGCUGAAAUUGAAUGAAAAUAAACUCAGUAGUCUUGAAGAAGACAGUCUGAAAGAUCUGAAGAACUUAGUCACUUUGGAACUGGAAGGCAAUCAGCUGAGUGAAGCCAAUGUCAGUCCCUUGGCUUUCAAACCUUUACAGCAUAUGUCUUAUUUGCGUAUGGGCAGAAACAAAUUUCGGACAAUACCCCAAGGACUCCCAGCAUCUAUUGAGGAACUUCAUCUCGAAAACAACCAGAUAGAAGAGAUUUCAGAAACUGUCUUUAAUCAUACUGUCAAUCUCAAUAUGGUUGUUCUACGGUAUAACCAACUGGAGGAGACAAGAAUACCUCCUCUAACCUGGAUAUAUCAUAAGAACCUGGAAUCAAUAGACCUAUCCUAUAACAAGCUUUACCAAGUGCCGUCAUAUCUGCCUAAGUCUUUACUGCACCUCGUACUUGUCGGCAACCAAAUUGAAAGGAUUCCAGGUUAUGUGUUUGCCCAUCUAAAUUCAGGGUUGGAAUAUCUCUACCUUUCUUUCAACAAGCUUGAUAAUGAUGGAAUAGAUCCAACGUCAUUUCACGGGGCAUAUCACUCACUAAGAGAAAUAUUUCUGGAUUAUAAUGAGCUAACAAGCGUCCCAGUGGGAAUGGAAGAUAUGAGAGACCUGCAUAUACUGAGGCUGAACAACAAUAAAAUAAAGGUCGUGUCUCCAAAUUGCAUCUGCAGUGCUGAAGAUGAAUGGGACUCUAACCUAGAAUAUCUUCACCUAGAAAAUAAUUAUAUCAAUACAAGAGAAAUCUCUCCCUAUGCAUUCUCCUGCAUUCGUUCCUAUUCCAGCGUUAUUCUAAAACCCCAGAAGGUCAAGUAACAGAUUUCAUCUGCCCAACCUGGCGGAAUCCCUUUAAAAUCUUAUUUAUCUCAGAGUACAGUAUAUAUUCUGUAAACAGGACCGGUCUCCAAGAAUAUUACAAUGCUCGGGAAAAUACAAAAUACAGAUAUUUCACUUUAAUUCACAGCAAGUUCUAAAACGGCAUUUAUUGUAUUUCAUUUCACAAUUCAGAUUAUCUGCACAAAAGUAAAAUAUUUUUCUUUAGUUGGACUACAGAAAUACCGGCUCACAAUUUUCACAUUCCAACCCAACCAUUGCUAUAUAUACACUCAUUAUAUCCAAGAUCAAAUAACAUAAUAUUAGCCUCUAAGACUGUGUUUCCCAAGAUGUCUGUAUUUCUGGUUGCAAUGCUUCUUUGAAAAACACAAAAUAUCACAAUGUUGUGACUUACGUACAGGUCACAAAUGUCUUUUAGGGUAUGGUCACACAUUGCAUAUACGCAGCCUAUUUCACGAGGUGCAGUGGCAAAAAUGCUGCGGCAGCCCUCUGUGCGCAGUAAAGUUUAAAGGCAGGUCCAGCACGCUGCCGUGACUGUGACGCGCUGGCCUGCCCCCAAACCUCAUUGCGCACACAGAGCUGCUGUGGAUAGCCGUUUACUCAGAUUUUGCGCAACGUGAAAUACGCUGCAUAUAUGCUACAUGUGAUCCUACCCUUAAAGGGAAUCAGGUUUUAUUUCACACAGUGCAAAUAAUCACAAUGCUAAAUUAUUUUUAAAAGUUAGAGGUGUGACCUUCUGCCUGUGAGACAGGAAAUUAGCAUUUAUUCAUAUAUGCAAAUAAGCAGCAAGUUCCCACAGGGCAGGGUGAUCUCAAGUGCCCAGCAUUGCCAUCCCCUACAGCACAGAGACUGUCUAUCAAUUUGUAGAAGAAGGAGGCAAUCACUGAGGUAAUCACACAGGUGAAAGUUCACCAGUGCUAGGACCGCUCACAAAUGCUCCAUCUCAUAGACGGCAAUGCAUUUCCGUGCGGACGCCACAGAAAGUAUAGACACAUCUAUUUUUUUCUGCAGACACUGGAAUCUGAAUUUCUGUGCCAGAAACAUCUGGAGCAGAAUCCCAUAUAUUGUGGAACUCUGCACAGAAAUUCCAUCGUGUGAACAUAGCCUACUAGGGAUGGAAAUGCAGGGGACAGAGAUUCACAUAUCUAAAGUAAAGCCUGUGAAGAUGCUUUUAACCCCUACCUGGUGCUGUGAUUAGUUAUACUAUGAGAAACCCUGUAAGUAUUGUAACCCAAAAGGUAUAAAAUGAUUUUUGUGUGUCUCUACACCUUGCUGGAUCAAGCAUGGACACUGAUGGGGAUUUUUUUUUAAAUAAUAAUAAAUAAGUUAAUAAUACAAAUAUAAAUUUUAACGCAUCUACCUUGUUAUCAAUAAUUCCACACACAUUGUUAAAGGGAACUUAAUUAAUCAAUCAAAAUGUUGUAUAACCUAUGAAGUAGGGCUGCCCGAUUUAUCACAAAAACAAUUGAAUGGUGAAUUUGUGAUGACAUGCCUGCAAAAUCCUGUGAUUAUUACCUUGCAUAUGAGUUUCAGAGGCCUGGCCUCAGACCCCACACCUCCAUGCAUGUGUGUGUGUGUGAGAUACCGUGCUGGGGUGGGGGGGAAACGAAAACAAAACUGAUGCUUGAAAUGGGGGAGGAACGUUUAAUGGGGGAUGUGGACAGGAAUUAGGGGAUAGACAUAUGAUGGGGUAUGUAAAAUGGGGAGGAUGUGAAAUGAGGGUGUGUGGACAUAAAAUGGGGUAGAUGGACAUGAAAUGGAGGAUGUGAAAUGAGGGUGUGGUGUCCCGGUACCGCAUCCUAUACGGUACCUGUUUAUAGGUCCCCAUAGCCAGAUUCCCUAGGACGUCGGGGUCCUUUUGUAUAGUCCACCCCUAGUCACCUCUCACCCCUAUAGUCAUUGCUCUAGUCUUAUGCUCCUUAUUUGUGGAAGUUUAACUGUAUAAAAUGUAUAUAAAUAGUUCAUUACCUGUGAGAAGCGUAGCGGGACCUGCGGGUCACGUGGUCAGGUGAACUCUAUGGUAUUUCUGCUUGAGGACCUUUGGAGGUCCUUGUGACGUAAUGCACUCAUUUCCUUUGUGACGGUGAGUGACAGAUGACUGGACCAAUCAAAGCGGCCCCGCCCCUGCCCAUAUAAGGGCGCGGCGGCCAUUAAUCUCUCUCUCUUGGUUCCUGGCUGUUGACGAGAAAGGAUCUGCGCUGCUGUCAUCAGUGAGUCUAGGCGUUAGCCUUGCGGCGACGGCUGUUCUAUUCCAAAUUGUGAGUGUAUCAUUCCCUAAACACUCUGCAAGACCACCGGACCUUAUCUAUCCCCUAAAUCCGGACGGAUCUUCGCAAUAUACCCUGAAUUCAGAGACUAUUAUCUAAAGUCAAGGUCCGCAACAUCUGUCAGUCAUUGAAGUAUAGAGAGACUGUUUGACUGAGACUGUUACUACUCUGUGGAUGUACCGCAAGCAGUCUUUUUUCUUAUGCACCUAUCGUUACUGGGAAGGGCGGCGAUAGGCCGAAGAGUCAUCUCAGCAUACUAGCCCUCAGCCUGGCGUCACAAACUAUAGGGUUAACAUUAACCCCUGACAUACAAAAGCAAAUCCGUGACUGUACUACCCCUACCCCUGAGGCCUACCACAAAGCCUUUUUGGCGUCACAAACAGGAUUCGGGUGUGUGCCUACUACAGUCGCCACUAGUGAAAAUGUACUCCCCCUCAGAAAACAAACUUUAUUCAUGUGCUGCAAACUGUGUUGCAGUGUACGGGAGCGGUGUCUGUGGUACACCAUACAAGGGGGCCACAAGAAAAGUAAGAGGGAGGCGAUAUAUAUACAGCUGAAAUGUGUAAACUGCGCAAUGAGUUCAUGCUGCGAUCCUUUGGUCCGGUCGGCACAGGCGGAGCCGAACUGCUGCCAGAAAAGCGCGCAAUGAAAGCCCGUGCUGCGCCACGCCCCGCCCCUGGGCAUGGCCACCAAGUUGCUGUGUCGCAGUCGAAAGGGAACUCAGAGAUACAGGAGUCAUUUCUGGAGGGACCGGAAGACGGGGCUGCACCGAUAGUGUCCUUCCUGCCGGGCGCCAUUUUGGAAAAGCCCACUAUAAAAGACGCCACGCACAGCGACCUCUUCAGUCUGCACGGAGAGCCGGAGAGUACAGAUAUGGCGGAGAGCAGCGUUUCACGUGGUGAAGUUGGCAAAAUGGCUCUGGAAAAGCGGAAAGUUGUGGCAGUCGCAGCCCGACUUUUCCAAGAACUUGCUGACCGUCUGCAGUGGUUGUCAUUAUGCGAAGAGGGGCCUGCAAUCUUCCCUCGCUGCCUGAUGAUGAUGACGAUUGGCAAGAGACACCUCCAGCGGAGAGCGCAGGGACACCUGGAGGUGCAUUACCGGUGAGAUUGUCCCCUCACCACAGAACCUGUGGCUCGUAGGCCGAGAUCCCAUCGGAGGGGUCUGCAGUAAGUACCCAGCCAGAGGCGGCCUAUUCUUCCUCCUCCAGCCCUGAGGUCAUUCCUCGAUGAAGCUUGCCAAGUGCACGACCGUGCUCACCAAAAUUGCCGCAAUGGGUAUUCGGAGAUGAGCCGGAGCUGAUCGAGUACAUGCACAGAGUACUUCAACCCUUACCUGCGAAGCCACUCCCACCAAUCCCAACUGCAGAAAGGGACCGUCAAGAAGCCGAGCUGGCCGAAUUGAUGGAAAAGUUAAAGGCCCGACACAAAGAACUCUAUGCCCCCAAGCACGUGCAUUUGCCUUAUGAAGAAAAAGUGCAGUAUCAAGAAAAUACCAAAGAAAUGGAGGCAUUGUACAUACGCAAAUGGGAUCACCCCCGAUAACGGGAGGAGCCAUUAGAAAGAAGAAGAGCAACUGUGGCCAAGUUCAACAAGGUCAGAGGUUAUGGGACACUCCUUGACUGCCACAUUGGGCAGACCAUCCUCGUAAACCGGCGAGCAGUACAAAGGCCAUAUCUCCAUAAGAAAUUCUACACCCUGGAGGUGGGUGAAAUUGUGGAGUACACCCCCGUCCAGAGCCUUCGUGGAGAAUGGGCUGCAGCGGUCACCAGACAAACAGCCCCAACACAGCUUCCAUUUAAGUAUUUUCCGUCAAAUGAUUGGGAGUCCGAUCCCUUCAACUUGAGGCUGAAAAGGUCUGCUCCUAAAGCCUUCACCAGCGUACCCAAGGAGGAGGAGCUUCAACAGCCAAGUUCAUCAUCUUCUAUGUACAGCAAAGAGUCAAGUUCUUCAUCUUCUACAUACCGUCGAGAGUCAAGUCCUGCUCAAGUUCAAGCAAGUAAGCCUAAAUUGCGGGCACCAAGGACCGUACCUAGACCCUCUCGGAGCAAUGAGAGUUUGUCUGUUCCAGAGGUACCAACGCACGUACCUAGGCCCUCUCGGAGCAAUGAGAGUUUGCCUCCUGCACAGGUACCAACGUAUGUACCAAGGCCCUCUUCUGACAUGGAGAGUUUGCCUGCUUCCAGGGUACCAACGAAAGAGUCAUGGGCCCAUCCUGGUUUGGAGAUGGUACUCAAGCCCGAUUGCCCCACUUUGAUCCCGGCUAGAAAGCCUGUGACCCCUGCUAAUGUUGCUUUCCACCACUCCAUUGUCACCAAUGUGGUGUGGCAAAGCUAUGUUAAGUCCAAUCCUGCCCCUGAUGUUGACAGAUACAGAGGAACCAGAAGAGGCACAACAAGGGUAAAGAAGAAUAUCCUCUAAAGAGACUUUAAAGUAAUGUCAGAUUGUUUCUUGUGUUAACCACUUUCAUUUUGCAGCAACCAAGUUCAAGAAUAGUGCCUAGCAGGACUGUGCUAAGAUUGUUCCUGUUCAAAGUUCAGCAACGUAACCACUAAGCUUGUGCCUGACUAUUAAGUCAAGAGACUCCUAGCCGGUAGGAGAUUCAUGAAAGGGGUACUCCGGUGAAAACCUUUUUUCUUUUAAAUCAACUGGUGGCAGAAAGUUAAACAUAUUUGUAAAUUACUUCUAU